Molecule: messenger RNA, 318 nt
Organism: Oryza brachyantha (malo sina)
Lineage: Eukaryota; Viridiplantae; Streptophyta; Magnoliopsida; Poales; Poaceae
Product: FCS-Like Zinc finger 3-like
Exons: 2
Coding region: 1-318 (105 amino acids)
Biological process (GO): regulation of DNA-templated transcription
Molecular function (GO): zinc ion binding
Source: RefSeq, a predicted model, not a curated record
AUGUCUUCAGCGUCAUCGUCCACGUCGUUCUUUGACAUUGAGCCCCUCGACGGCGGCGAGACCUGCCUCUCCGGCCACACCAUGGAUGCCUGCUCCCUCUGUCGGAAGCCGCUCACCAGGAACUGCGACAUCUUCAUGUACAGAGGGAACACGCCAUUCUGCAGCGAGGAGUGCCGGGAUCACCAGAUGGAGAUGGACGAAGCGGCAGUGAGGAUUGGCGCCACGAACGUGAGGGAGCGUGCCGCCAGAAACGAGCAGCGCCUCAGGCUCGACGCCGGCAAUGUCGUAGUCGCGGCGAAUGUGCCCGUCCUGAGCUAA